AGACAAACUUGCUACUUUGCUGGAUGCUAUGCUAUUCGAGCGACAGAGUCCCUGUAGAAGUCAUGUUCAAUCUAUUUAAUUCCUAUAUGUGUAUAUAGCAACCUGUAGGGUUGGGUGGAGUUAGACGUUUCGGAUUGGACUACAACUACCAAGAUUCCAACCAGCAGAUUAUUUUAUACUUCCGGGUUAUAAUUUCUUGAGUUCCCCGCCUUUUGAGUAAGCAGUAGUCCCGCUACAGUGAUGGGUCUAUUUUUCUUAAUUUGACGCUGUAUAGCGGAUUUCUGAGAGAGUUUUCCUAAACAUGUAGCUCAUUUUUCACUACUACGCCCUUUUUUAUCAACCAACAAGCAGUCAUGUUGCUGCCGUCCGACGUCGCACGGCUUGUUUUGGGGUACCUCCAAGAAGAGGGGCUGUCCGCUACAAGCCAAGCUUUCAUUCAUGAGAGCCCCAACCUGAAGGAGUAUGCCGAGCACACCACAGGAGAUGGGACUAUUCCUGCUUGUGUAUUUUCUGUCUUUGGGAAAGGCCUCACAACCAUCUUAAAUGAGUAUGUGGCUGCCAAAACAAAAGAGUCUUGUCAUGAGGUACCAGUAAUGAUGACCUCAUUGUGGAAAAAGCUGGAUUUUACACUCAACCAAAUCAAGUCCUUGCAGAAUUCGCCAGCUAUUUCAGCAUUUCAGAGAACGCGUUCACGCAUUGGAGUGGCAAACAUGGCUAGACAGCGGGUCCUGACUAUGGCUUCAGCUGGUGAUGUCGUCUGCUCAUCAGUUUCUGUAACAAGCUCCAUCAUCAGUCCUGCGCAGAUCUCCCACAGCAUGCUCAGCCAUUCGACUCCUGUGAGCUACACUGCUCUGCACACCAGACUAGCUACUGGAAGUGGCACACACCAGCAGAUCCACGAUGGCAGCCAAUUACUAAAUACGCCCAGAGAUUCACCAGUACAGAUCAUUGUGUCAGAGAAUCGCCUAAAUCCGGGCCCAAUGUCACCUGGACGACGGAAAUGGGACACCCCUAGGAAGAGAAGUGGUGCUCUGAGUGGGUCCAGUGGCCCUAGCAGAUCUGCCCCAACUGUCAGUAGCCUCAAUCCAGAACCCCAGCCUGAAGAGGUUGUUGAUGAAAAUUUUCCUCAACUUGUGAUACAAAACGCACGCGACAAGAUACUGGGGGACAGAUCGUUACAGGAGAAGCUUGCUGAAAACAUCAACAGAAUCCUCGCCAGUGAGCCAACGCCCCAAACAUCAAAGGCCUCUUCAGCUACAGUGGAGGCAGACCAGUCUAUUGAUGAAAUCCUAGGAUUACAGGGGGAAAUCCAUAUGACUGAUGACGCCAUCCACGACAUUUUGGAGCAGACAGAGUCUGACCCAGCUUUUCAGGCCCUCUUUGACCUUUUCGAUUACAAUAAAACCAAAUUCCCUGAUGGAGAACCAGUGGAUGGAGAUAUUAGCAAUAGUCCGGAAGAGAGUGACACUGCUGGGUCUUCAUCUUCAGUCAGACCCCUUCAGAGUGAUGAUCCAGGCACUACACAAAGAGAUACGAAUGUUUCGGAUACAACCCCAAUGACAGUGAAGACGAGAGCUGGACAAGAUCGUAAGACCAGGAAGUCUAAUGCUCCCAUCUUGUUAAAGAAAACAGUUCUUGCCCCCAGCAGCAGAGCAUCCAGGAUUGAAAACAGUUCAGCCAAAUUGUUAGUGAGUCACGGGGAGCACCGAGUUGUCUCAUCUGCUGCAGGGGACUCGAACAGAAAAGAAAGAACCUCACUCUUCAGUUACAGUUCUGGCGUAACACCAAUGGAUAUUGAUGAACUGCUGAAUAAACCUCCCCCUCCUUCAGACAGUAUGACAACUCAGGAGCCUGCCACGAAGGACAGCACUUCCAACACAACUAACCUCUGUGAAUCAACCACACUUCCAUCAUUAAGAGCCUCUGCUGCAAUUGUUGCGCCAGUAGUAACAUCAGCCUCUAAUGUGGACAAAAAACAGGAGCAUAAACAAGCACAAAGAUCUAUAGAGCAACCUGCUACAGCCCCCUCUUCAGCUCUGAGUAAUCAAUCUGCCUUUUUGUCUCCUGUACAAGUUGAACUGAACAACACCCCAACACCGACUGCUGACCUAUCUCAUAUGCCAGUUUCAAGCAGUGAAAGAGACAGUCAGCCAGUUUUUACUCACUCGGUAACACCUGAAUCUGCCUCUUCCACAUCUGCUUCUUCAGGUGUCACAGUUACAGCUGUGCCAGCCUCGCCAUCAGCUUCCACUGUUGCACCAUUCACAGCAACAACUCGCUCAGCAAUAUCUGCUUCUACCUCUGCAACUCUUUUAGUUACCCCUGCCUCAUCCACACCUGCCUCACCCGCAUCCUUCUCCUCCUCUGCCCCAGUUGCAGCAGCACCUCAUCCUUCUUCCACCAACGCCAGUGCCCCAAGCAAAGCUGCACCAGAUUCCAGUAAUAUAGUUUCUUUGAAGAUCAUCAUCAGCGACAACCAGGAUGAGGAUUCUUCCAGUGACACGGCCUUGAAUCAGGCAAUUUCCAGCAUUUCCGGGGACAAGAUACCCACCAUCUAUCUCUCCUCUCCAGCUAAGUCCCCUGGAGGCCGCGGCACUCCAAAAGCCAACUUGGAUGAGGUGGCGCAGGCAGUUAGUGGCUUACAAACCUCUGAGGCACAUGCUAGUCCUGUCAGCAGUAAGGCUGGGGCAUUGGUUGCAUCUCCAUUAACAGGGACAUCAAAGGCCCAGCAAAGCUACAUAAUUCAGCUACCCCUGGACACCUCUACCCCUGCCCUGCAAGGAGCCACUGCCAGCUAUUUUCUCGUGACUGAACCCCCGACUACAGAUGUUCAAACCAGACAAGUGAUACUGCCUGCUGGUGUAUCAAAAGGACAGCCUUUACCCACCAAUCGGUUAGGGGUGACCACACCAUCUCGAUCUCAAGGCUACUCCACUGGGUCAGCACUCAUCUUACCAUCACCUGUUAAGCCCAUGAUGCUUCCUAUAUCUGUUAUGGGCCAGAAUACUCUGGGGAAUGUCCAGAUGGUGUCCAAUCAGCUUGUUGCCAUACCAAGCCCAAUAUCAGUACAGCAGUCAGAAACUGUCAAGCCCAGACCUCCCGCAGUGGCAAUCAAACCGUCUACAACUGCUGGCACUGAGGAAAAUCUGGUUGGGAAGGUAAUUCAACCUGUGUCAGCUGAAAACAUAGGCCAGCAGGACGCAGCAAAGGGUUCCAGUCAUAGGAGAAUUUUGUGUUUUGAAUCUUCUGCAGAGAUUCAACCACAAAAUUCUAAAACAAAACAAACCACCACACCCUCAUCUACAAAUACAUGUACAUCACGAUCUGUACAGCAACCUGAGAAAGAUAAUACACAGCUGGCCCCGCAAACAAAGCCUACUAUCUUGGGUGGCAACAAGCCCAAGAGGAGGGUAGAGAUUGUCAGAUGCUCAGCAGAUCCCCAGACUGUAGGAGGCUUAGUGAAGGAGGCAGAGAAGCCCUUGCCUCCACAACAGCAACUUAAAGAUCCUGUUAAGAAGAACUCUCGCAAACAAGAUCAUAACAUCCAAAAGCAAGAGUCUCAAAGUACAAGUACUAGCAGGGUUGAUUCCUCACAGCCUGAGACUUUGAAAAAGUCAGAAUCAACAUCAUCAAAAUCUAUUGACAGGAAACACAAUCAUGAUAAGGGUAAUGAUGAAGGGAAAACUACUGAUUGUCAAAGCUCUAGGUCAAUGUCCUCUGAUUCUGCACUGAAAUUAGGGACUAGAAAGGAGAAAGAGGAGAGCAGCAGGAAAGAACCUGCAGAAAAAGCUUCUGCCAAAUCUCGUGAAGGGCGUACAGAAAAGAGGACGCCCUCUCAAGAGAUGCCAAAUGUGACCGCUAACAAGGAGAAUGAAAUGAAGGGUAGCAUGCAGGAGCAGCAACAGCAGUUAACGCCUUCAUCCUCAGCAUCAAGAGAUUUUAGCCCUCCAGCUGUCACCCAACCUGCAUCUAAUCCCCAGUCCAAGGCUACAAAAACCCCCUCAAAGACCAGCUCUCUGGCCAAACAGGCAGCUGAGAUGCUGCAGGACAUCCAGGGACUCAACUCUCCUUCCACCCCAGUCAAGAGGCCUGGAGCAGGCAGUUCAGACCUUAGUCUACCCCGGACCCCUGGGACUGGCCGUAACCAGGAGGAGUCCGCUGACUCUCCUAGGACUCCUUCCAGACAGAAGAAGGGUAAAGAUGGAGAGGGGACUCCCAAGCGUCUCAUGCCUCCAAACACACCGGAUGUCCCUACCUGCAGCCCUGCCAGUGAGGCUGGCAGUGAAAACAGCAUUAACAUGGCUGCUCACACACUCAUGAUUCUUUCACGUGCUGCCAUCGCCAGGACAGGCACUCCGCUGAAGGACAGUUUGCGUCAGGAUGGAGUAGGAGAAAAGUCGCCCGCAAGCUCCAAGAAUGCUAAGAAACGCAAACAGUCUUCUCCCACAGCCAGCCCACCUGCAAAGAAAGAGUCAAAACAAUCUCCCAGCAAAAAGAAAGACCGGGAGAGGAAGAAACUUAUAGAUUGCUUUCCCCAUGACUUGGAUGUGGAUAAGUUCCUGUCUUCACUUCACUAUGAUGAGUGAAACCAAACGCACCAACAGGGAAGGACUACCGUAUUUCACUACCUGCUUAGGUUACUAUCCAGGAAUAGAACAAUCCAUCUGCUAAACCAGUGCCUAUGGUUCCUAUUAGUGACCUUACCUGAGACCUUAUAAGCUGCAAUGUCUCCUUCAGCCAGUGAGGAACUUUCAUUUGGCUGACUAGGUUCCAGUGUGGGUGAUCUCCAUUAAAUCCUGUUAUAUGCAGCAGCUGUUGGGGAACCAUGGCACUUUGUUGUAUUGUUUAUUUUCAUGUUCACUUUUGUUUGAAUCAUCAUUGUUUUGUACUACAACAAAACAAUUAUGCAUCUGUUUUUGGGCACUUCGACAUAAUGGGUGCUGGUUGUUAAAAUGGGUGGUUCAAAGCAUUUUCUUGGUCAACAUUUGACUCUAGUUUGAUGAAUCCAGUUAUCACUGACUGUCAGGAUGGUAUAUAAAAAUAUGGUUUAGAAUAUAUCUACAAUCAAUUUUAGUAACACUGAAUGAAGAGCUGUACAUGUUCGAAAAAGUCUGGUUAAUUGAAAAAUUAAAAAAAAAAAAUGUGAAUAUAAUAUUUUGUGGCAAACGCAAGUAUAGUUUUUUUCCCUUUUUUGUUGGUAGAAUCAGACACAUUCAGUGUGAAAAUGACUCAAACUGUUCAAAUUUGCAUACUCAGGCUCCAGUGUGUGUUGUAAUAAAACAAAGAAACUCUCUUGUGUAUUUUUCCUCAGUGUACACACAUUGGCCCUGUUCCACUGUACAUUUUAAAAUAGAAGCAACGAACCUCCAAAGGCUUUAUUUAAUAUCACAUGUGGCCUGCAAAACUGUGUGAAUUUUGGAGGCAGAAGGAGGGAAGUUCUGUUGACAGGAAAAUGCCUGGCUUGUAUUUCAUAUGUAGCUCAAUAAAUUGAGUGUUUGUUGCUCACUGUCUGAAAGUCAUAAUGGCCUGCAUGUACAGUGUGUGCCAUUGCAGACUGUGAAGUGUAUGAGUUAAGAUGUCCCUUUAUGGCUCAUAAGGUGUGUGAGAUCCUUCAAGCAUGCUUGCCUGUUUCACAAAUGGACUGCCCUGAGCCCUGAUGGAGAGAAAGGGAGACACUUGGACUUGGCAACAAUAUUAGGAAUUUAAAUAGGAGCAGUGCCAUUUUAAAUUGGUUUGAGAAACCUGAACCUUUAACUCUCAUGUUCUUUUCCCCCCUCCCUUAAUAUUUUCAACGAAUGUGAGUCACGAGGUUUUAUAAAAAGAUAAACACCUGUUAUAACUAUGGUAGACUAAAGUAGUCGCAUUCGCACAUUUUGUUGGAAAAUCUGGCAACCUCCGAUUGGACCACAAAACGCGACUUACGGAUACACGUCUUCGCAUCAAUUUCACAAUAAAAGUCAUAUUUAUAAGCUGACGCAUACUGAAGCAUAGUUUUGCUUUGGCACGUCCAGCGUUUGUUUCCGGGUGAAGAGGACGGGAAAGAG
Xiphias gladius (swordfish) is the source of this 6044-nucleotide messenger RNA. It is a transcript of the gene npat, whose product is annotated as nuclear protein, ataxia-telangiectasia locus. Gene Ontology annotation, molecular function: transcription coregulator activity; protein binding. Gene Ontology annotation, cellular component: nucleus. The transcript has 18 exons. The coding region runs from base 354 to 4586 and encodes 1410 amino acids. The record is from RefSeq and is a predicted model, not a curated record. Lineage: Eukaryota; Metazoa; Chordata; Actinopteri; Istiophoriformes; Xiphiidae.